This is a messenger RNA of Schistosoma haematobium, 2663 nucleotides long. RefSeq lists its product as uncharacterized. The record is from RefSeq and is a predicted model, not a curated record. The transcript has 9 exons. The coding region runs from base 1728 to 2582 and encodes 284 amino acids. Gene Ontology annotation, molecular function: metalloendopeptidase activity. Gene Ontology annotation, cellular component: plasma membrane. Gene Ontology annotation, biological process: protein processing. NCBI's taxonomy places the organism in Eukaryota, Metazoa, Platyhelminthes, Trematoda, Strigeidida, Schistosomatidae.
AAUGCAUGAGAAUCUCAGAAAUUCAUCUAUGUUCAUUAUAAGAAAUACUGUUUGAUGUAGUUAUACUUAACAACAGACUGACUUAUUCUCAUUAGUUACUUAAAUCAACAUUAUAACCGGCGGAAUUUGAGUCUCAAUAUAUACACAUUAGGCGUAGAAGGUAACAACGAUAAUAAUUUUCAUUAGAAAAUAAGAUGACAGUUUGACAUGUCUUUCAGUACAUAUCAAUCGUUUUGUCCUCAUCCAAUCUUCAUAUGGACUGGAGGUGUAUGAUUAUCUACAGGAUCCUCUCAAUCUGUAACCACAAUUUGCUUCAUAGCAUGUAGGAAGAAUGAUGUGUGUUGAAAAUGACAAGAUUAUCAUAUGACCUGGUUCAAAUCACUUUAAUCACUGUAUAGAUAUAGAGUAUACAAAUGACUAUUAUAUCAGUCGAUUCCCCAUCCAAACUACGGACAAGGAAAUAUAUGAAGAGUGUUUAUUGUGUUCAUUCCAUAUCACGUCUCUCUGAUAAAACUAGAUGUUGAAGUAUAUCGACAUCGACUUUUAGGAACGACAAUCACUGUUGAUUUUAAAUAAGAUGCAAUUUGUACAUGGAUUUUGUAAUUUUUCUUGCAGAAGUAUACAUAAUAUGUUAGUGAUAGAUUUCUUGUACAAAAUGCGACCUUACUUGAAGAAAUAUGUCGACGAUUUUUAUCCUUCAGAUAUUGGUAAGUACCAUUGCUAGUUACAUAAACAUAAUUAUUCAUGGACGUUUUCUAGACUAAUUGCUUUAUCUCCAAACAAAGUUUUAAAAUAGAUAGAAGACAAAUAAACAUAAACCAUGUUUUGUUAUUUGCCGAUACAUCCAACAAGAUAUGUGUCAACUUUAUUUGAAUACAAGCCGGAAAACAAAUCUGGACAACGUAAUUGGGAGAACUGAUCAAGUAGCCAGUAAACAAAUUCGCAGAUAAAUUAGCUUCAUUUAUCCACACUUAAUGCAUAGUGAGACUUCUUAAAGUGUCAAAUCUUGUACUUCAGUCAGAUUGUUCAACUGAAAGUCAUGACGUUGUUUGUCAUUUCAAACUGUAUCGUUAAUAGAAAAUAUACAAAUACAGUAGACGAAUUAUGAACACCAUGAUCCAUAUUAUCCGAGAAUGAAAUAGGUUGUGUUGCUUUCAAUUAAUUAUGAUUAUUAAUGUUGAAAGUUAUCUGUUUAUAACUUGAAGUAUGUGUAACAACAUGUUGAUGUAUUUCAAUAAACAUUUCAGAUGAAAAGCCACCAAGUUGCAUUCAGGAAUUGAAGGAGAAUUUCUGGUGGACAAUAAACAAGCAGCGCGAAUAUUCUAGUAUAAGUAAGAGUACAAAAGAUGAAGUGAGUUCCGAUUUCAAUAAUUUAUCAUUUAUCUAUUGUUCGUAAUUGCAAAUAUGACAGGUUAUUACAAUGACACGAUUUACAUAUUGUGUUGAAGAAACUAGCGAAUAAUGUAAGGCGUAUUUUGAAAGCUUAAUUUUCUCUGUGAACAUAAAUCGGAUUGGAUGGUUUAACUAAGUCUGUGUUAAUCAACAACUGGAACAAUUAUGCGAUAUCCUAAAUAAUAGUAAAGAGUGUAAAUCAAUUCUCCCGUUAUUUGUUAUUUGACUAACGACUUUACAGUUAUGUAAUAAAAUGCGAAAAAUCUCUGAUAACGUGCAUCGGUUAUUUUGUCAUUUUCAUCAUUAUGUCUGUUUGUACGCAAUAGGUGAUUCAAAUGUUUGACGGAAUGAAGCGCAAAUUGACUGAAUUAUUCUCUCAAGGAUCGUGGAGCAGUGAAGAUGACAAACAGAAAGCUAUUUCAACGGUUUCCAAUAUGAAAGUAGCAAUAAUGGAUUCAGAAUCCUUGAGUGAGGAAUGCAAAGGCCGCGAUAAAAUACUCGAAAAUAAACUUUCUGCAGAUAACUAUUUUAUAAAUGCAUACUACUCGAUGAAAGCUAAAUUUCUAACAUCAUUGAAGGCCACUUCACACAGAAACGAAUUACCUGGUUUCUUCACUUUCCAACCGCACAUAUUUGACAAAAAUCUUACCGUGGUUAUGACAUCCGGAUUAUUACAUCCACCGUUUCUAAAUACAUCACAAAUAAUGCCGGAAAAGUAUGGAAUUCUUGGUUGGCUUCUCGGUCGUCAGAUUAUGUCUGCAGUGUUUAGAAAUGAACACGUACAAAAUCAAUCAGAAUAUCAGUCAAAGUGUUCACCAUAUGCUUCUACACCGUUAAGAACUCAACUAUGUUGUUUAUCAGAACAAAUCAACUCUGAAAGACUUCAGAAAGAAAAUUUGGAACAAUUGUCAGCUGGUAUAAAUGGUCUUAUGCUAUCGUUCGAAACAUACAAGAAAAGUUUAACUGGAAAACGUGAAAGCUUAAAUGAAAAGAAGUUGUUUUUCUCAGCAUUUGCAAAAAUGGUGUGCGGCGGCCUAUCAUCACAAAUUGUUGAUGACGAUCUACGGUCGUCAAUCCAAGUCUACAAAUCUGGUGUGAACGAUGUUGUGAAACACAGUGGAGGAUUUUCAGAAACGUACCAAUGUAAAAGUGGUUCUGCAAUGAAUCCUAUGCGCAAGUGCAUUCUUUAAAUGAAAACGUUAACCGUGUGUGUGUGUGUGUGCAAAAAUAUUGGUUUUUCUGUUUAAUUGAUUCCGUAAUUAAAACUUUUG